This is a messenger RNA of Anisakis simplex (herring worm), 231 nucleotides long. Lineage: Eukaryota; Metazoa; Nematoda; Chromadorea; Rhabditida; Anisakidae. The record is from the annotation of a GenBank genome assembly.
AUGCACGAAGAAAGAGCGAUUUUGUUGGGCCGAUUGAAGCGACACGAACAAGCACUCGCCAUCUAUACGAAUGUGCUGAGAGAUUAUAAGGAAGCCGAGAAUUAUUGUAAGAUAAAUUACGACAGACAAGAUCCUGAGAACUCAAAGGUUCAGUUUUCAUUUUCAGAUUUUGUUUUUGAAUUGUUCGUUUGGAAUGGAAUCGAAAUCAACCACUCAUCCUCGUGUUUAUAG